Molecule: messenger RNA, 5776 nt
Organism: Xenopus laevis (African clawed frog)
Lineage: Eukaryota; Metazoa; Chordata; Amphibia; Anura; Pipidae
Gene: atp2b1.L
Product: ATPase, Ca++ transporting, plasma membrane 1 L homeolog
Exons: 22
Coding region: 857-4369 (1170 amino acids)
Cellular component (GO): extracellular region
Source: RefSeq, a predicted model, not a curated record
GGUUGAAAUAAAUAAAUGAAUAAAAUGAUAAGGGGCCAGGGAUAGAGAGGAAAGAAUCUAGAGGGUGCCGGUCUCAUUUUGCAACCCCCCCACGAGCUAUCGCCAGUGCACGCUCCUCCCAGUGCAGUGACAUUGCCAGCCGGCUCCCAGAGGAGUUCCCUUUCUUGGCUGACUGUUCUUAGCAUGGCUGCGGGGGUGAGUUGGCUGCUCAGUGUGUGUGAGGCGUAAGAGUGAGUGCACACAGACAGCCACACGCUCUUUUCACCGCUACCACCACCACCACCACCACCACCACGACUCGGGCGAUUCUCUUGUUCGGAUAUUAAUCUGCCUCCUGUUGCUGCUGCUGCUCGGAUGUCUGCCUAGUGCCUCUCAGGAAAGCGGCCACUGGGAUUCUACCAAUUCCCCCUUUUGGUUUCACCGGGGCUCCCCCUCCUCUUCAUCGCCUUGAUCACCACUCCCCUGUCCCCUCCCUUCACUCCUCUGCGCCCCCUCCCGUCGCUCGGGCUUCACUCGCAGCUCCCGGCCACUGCCACCAACCACCGCCUGCAUGUGAAGCACCCAGGGGCCGGGGAGGGGAAGACCAUGCUGUGAGGGGAGCCGGUCCUGCUUCUCCGUCUGCAGCGCCCAGGUCAGUGUACAAAGUCCAUGAAAUGACGCAGGGAAGAGAAAUAUGGAGCUGAAUUCAAGACAUAUCUAUGGAAAUCCACUUUGAGCUUAUUUUUAAUUCCUUAACAUGAACUCUUCAUAGAAUUUGAUUUUUGUUUUUUCAUUAUUUGAAGAGAUAACAAGCCUCCACUGGAAUUCUUAACAGUUGCAUUUACUUGCCUUUACGAAAGGAUUUACUGCAAUCAAUAUGGCUAAUAAUUCAGUUGCAUAUAGUGGUGUUAAAAACUCUCUAAAUGAAGCAAACCAUGGGGGAGAAUUUGGCAUCACACUUGAAGACCUUCGUACGCUUAUGGAAUUGAGAUCGACGGAUGCUUUACAAAAAAUACAGGAGUGCUAUGGUGAUGUGUAUGGAAUUUGUUCUAGGUUGAAAACCUCUCCACAUGAAGGUUUAAGCGGGAAUCCAGCUGACCUUGAAAGGAGGCAAGAAACAUUUGGGAAGAAUCUUAUACCUCCUAAAAAGCCAAAAACAUUUCUUCAGUUAGUAUGGGAAGCACUACAAGAUGUAACAUUAAUUAUUUUAGAAAUAGCAGCCAUAAUCUCUUUAGGCCUUUCUUUUUACCGACCUCCUGGUGGAGAAAAUGAAGCGUGUGGUCAAGCUAGUGGUGCUGUGGAGGAAGAAGAAGGGGAAGCAGGCUGGAUCGAAGGAGCUGCUAUCCUUCUAUCUGUUGUAUGUGUAGUCUUAGUAACAGCUUUCAAUGACUGGAGCAAAGAAAAGCAGUUUAGGGGCUUGCAGAACCGGAUCGAACAAGAGCAGAAAUUUACAGUUGUUCGUGGAGGGCAAGUUAUUCAAAUCCCCGUGGCUGACAUAGUUGUUGGAGAUAUUGCACAAAUUAAAUACGGUGAUCUCCUGCCUGCUGAUGGAGUGCUCAUUCAAGGAAAUGAUCUAAAAAUCGAUGAAAGUUCAUUAACUGGAGAAUCUGAUCACGUAAAGAAAACGCUGGAAAAAGAUCCUUUGCUGCUUUCAGGAACACAUGUUAUGGAGGGGUCUGGAAAAAUGGUGGUCACUGCCAUUGGUGUGAAUUCCCAAACUGGAAUCAUAUUUACUUUACUUGGAGCUGGAGAAAAUGAAGAAGAGAAGGAAAAAGAAAAAAAGGAUAAGAAAAACAAAAAGCAAGAUGGGGCUAUAGAAAAUCGAAACAAAGCUAAAGCUCAAGAUGGAGCUGCCAUGGAAAUGCAGCCACUAAAGAGUGAAGAGGGAGCUGAUGGGGAUGAUAAAAAGAAAGCAAACUUGCCAAAGAAAGAGAAAUCUGUCCUUCAAGGAAAACUUACCAAGAUGGCUGUUCAGAUUGGCAAAGCAGGUCUUGUGAUGUCUGCGAUUACCGUCAUAAUCCUUGUUCUGUACUUUGUAAUUAACACAUUUUGGGUGCAGAAUCGACCAUGGCUGGCUGAAUGUACUCCAAUUUAUGUUCAAUAUUUUGUGAAGUUUUUCAUCAUUGGCGUAACUGUUUUGGUAGUAGCCGUUCCAGAAGGUCUUCCACUUGCAGUGACAAUUUCCCUGGCUUACUCUGUAAAGAAAAUGAUGAAAGAUAACAACUUAGUAAGGCACCUUGAUGCUUGUGAAACAAUGGGAAAUGCCACUGCAAUUUGUUCAGAUAAAACUGGAACACUAACCAUGAACAGGAUGACAGUAGUCCAAUCUUUCAUAAAUGAAAAGCAUUACCGUAAGGUUCCCGAUGCAGAGUCUAUUGCAGGAAAUGUGUUAGAUCUCCUCAUAACAGGAAUUUCUGUGAAUUGUGCUUAUACAUCGAAAAUAUUGCCUCCUGAAAAAGAAGGUGGCUUGCCACGCCAUGUUGGUAACAAAACUGAAUGUGCCUUGCUGGGAUUUGUUUUGGAUCUGAAAAGGGAUUACCAGGAUGUAAGAAAUGAAAUACCUGAGGAAACCUUAUUUAAAGUGUACACUUUUAAUUCUGUAAGAAAAUCCAUGAGCACCGUUUUGAAGAAUGCUGAUGGCAGCUACCGGAUGUACAGCAAGGGUGCUUCUGAGAUUAUCCUUAAAAAGUGCUACAAAUUAAUAGAUUUAAAAGGUGAAGCCAAAAUAUUUAGGCCAAGAGACCGAGAUGAUAUGGUUAAACAGGUUAUUGAACCUAUGGCUUCAGAAGGGCUGCGGACAAUAUGUUUGGCAUAUCGGGAUUUUCCUGUUGGAGAGUACGAGCCUGACUGGGAAAAUGAAAAUGAUAUUCUUACUGGCCUCACCUGUAUUGCCGUUGUAGGAAUAGAAGAUCCAGUCAGACCAGAAGUGCCAGAUGCAAUUAGAAAAUGUCAACGUGCUGGUAUAACUGUACGGAUGGUUACAGGGGAUAACAUAAAUACAGCCCGUGCUAUUGCAACAAAGUGCGGCAUUCUGAAUCCAGGCGAAGAUUUCAUUUGUGUAGAAGGCAAAGAAUUUAACAGGCGAAUACGAAACGAAAAAGGAGAGAUUGAACAAGAACGAAUAGACAAAAUUUGGCCUAAACUUCGAGUUCUUGCUAGAUCUUCUCCUACUGAUAAACAUACACUGGUUAAAGGUAUCAUUGACAGUACAGUUUGUGAGCAAAGGCAAGUAGUAGCUGUGACUGGAGAUGGGACAAAUGAUGGCCCUGCACUGAAGAAAGCAGAUGUUGGCUUUGCUAUGGGUAUUGCUGGAACAGAUGUUGCAAAAGAAGCGUCUGAUAUCAUUCUAACUGACGACAACUUUAGUAGCAUUGUGAAAGCAGUGAUGUGGGGAAGGAACGUCUAUGACAGUAUCUCAAAAUUUCUUCAGUUUCAGCUUACUGUCAAUGUGGUUGCUGUCAUUGUAGCUUUUACAGGAGCCUGCAUUACACAGGACUCUCCCCUUAAAGCUGUUCAGAUGCUUUGGGUAAAUCUGAUUAUGGAUACAUUUGCAUCUCUUGCUCUGGCGACAGAGCCGCCAACUGAGUCUCUCUUAUUAAGGAAACCUUAUGGUAGAAAUAAACCUCUUAUUUCUCGAACAAUGAUGAAAAAUAUAUUGGGCCACGCAGUUUACCAGCUAGUUGUAGUUUUUACCCUUUUGUUUGCUGGCGAAAAACUUUUUGACAUUGACAGUGGAAGAAAUGCUCCUCUUCAUGCUCCUCCUUCACAGCAUUAUACCAUCGUUUUUAAUACAUUUGUUCUGAUGCAGCUGUUUAAUGAAAUAAAUGCCAGAAAGAUCCAUGGGGAAAGGAAUGUUUUUGAAGGCAUAUUUAACAAUAUCAUCUUCUGCAGCAUUGUGUUAGGUACUUUCAUUAUACAGAUUGUAAUUGUUCAGUUUGGUGGAAAGCCUUUUAGUUGUACUGAAUUGACAGUAGAUCAAUGGUUAUGGUCCGUUUUCCUGGGAAUGGGAACAUUACUUUGGGGACAGCUGGUAACGACAAUUCCAACUAGUCGGUUAAAGUUCCUUAAAGAAGCAGGACACGGAACACAAAAGGAUGAUAUUCCUGAAGAGGAACUUGCUGAAGAUGCAGAGGAGAUUGAUCAUGCAGAGAGAGAGUUACGUCGUGGUCAGAUCUUGUGGUUUAGGGGCCUAAACAGAAUUCAAACUCAGAUGGAUGUAGUGAAUGCUUUCCAGAGUGGAAGUUCCAUUCAGGGGGCUUUAAGGCGGCAACCCUCCAUCGCCAGCCAGCAUCAUGAUGUAACAAAUAUUUCUACCCCUACACAUGUAGUGUUUUCCUCCUCUACUGCUUCUACUACUGUGGGGUAUUCGAGUGGUGAAUGCAUUUCGUAGUUCAUUGUACGAAGGUUUGGAAAAGCCGGAGUCGAGAAGCUCAAUCCACAAUUUCAUGACUCACCCAGAGUUUAGAAUAGAAGAUUCCGAGCCUCAUAUUCCACUCAUCGACGAUACAGAUGCUGAAGAUGACGCUCCAACAAAACGACACUCAACUCCUCCACCCUCUCCCAAUAAAAAUAACAAUGCUCUUGACAGUGGAAUACACCUUAUUAUAGAACCGAACAAAUCAGCUACCUCUUCAGCCCCAGGCAGUCCACUACAUAGUCUGGAGACAUCACUCUGAUUGUAAGAUGAAUGUUGAUAUACUAGCUGAUUUGCAAAGAAACAAAAUGAAACUGGGUCCUUUCACACAUUGUGGGGUGCAGGAGAGAACUCCUGCUUUGGACUUCAAAUGAAGACACACUUGUAUGAAUGUAGAUUUAUUUUUUUAAAAAAUGCAUUCUGCCAGACUGAGGGUGCUUUUCUCGGGAGGGAAAAGGGAUAUGGGGUGGACACUGAUAAAACUUAACUCAAAAAAAGUGACCUGCAGAACAUCAUGUACAUGUACCGAUGAUUCCCCUGGACAGUGUGUUAGCAACAUUCUAGAUUACAUUGGUCCUCGUCCCCUCCCCCCCCCUUUUUUUUCUUUUCUUUUUGGGCCCCGGGUCGUUGAUUUGAUUAUUUAUGUUAUAAAUGAUACAGAUCUGUUUACAAGGUUUAUAGAUAUUUUUGUUCCUGUUUAUUGAAGGGAAGCUUCUUUAUGUAUGAAGAAAGACAGAAAAUAAACACCCCCAUCAACACUGCUGUAUUUUCACAAAAAAAGGGGUGUUUCUGUUGAAAAUGUUCAACAUUUUUUUUGCCUGCGAUUUCCUUGUUAAAUAUUGUAGAUAACAUUGCUAAGACUGAUAGCCAAAUAGAGAACACUAAUGCUUUGCACAAGUUAAGCUGCGGUGUUCUGAUGAAAAUCACGGCCUCUCUCCCUUAGUUUCUUUAAAACAAAAUUUACUACUUAAUGGUUUUCAAAUUACAGGUUUUUUUUUUUUUUUAAUGUUAAGGAAAUGAUAACUGUUUCAAAGCUCGAAAGAAUAUUGUGUUAUGCAGGACAUUAAUGUGUGACGGAUCUUGCUUGAAAUCCUUUUGCUAUCUCCGUCAAAAUAUAUAAAAUCGAAAUUCAUCAAAAAAUGUAGUCCUUUUUUUCUGUUUGUCUAAACAUGUUAGUUUUAGAUUUGUCUUGGUGAACUGUGAGUGGAACCGUGUUGAUUUUCUAUUAAAUCUUUAGGUGACCUUCAUACAGCAUGAGGGCUGUUGGCAUUUUGAAACAAAAGUUACUACUAGAAAGUAGUACAGUUCUACAUGGUUUUCUUUUUUUUUGUUUUUGAAACUUGUUUGUAAACACAAUAAACAUGCCCUUUUAUUAAAUAUAAA